AUGGUGAUGGAUGAAGUGCAGCAAGUGGAGACACUAUGUCAAUGGGAACUAUCUUCAAUACUAAAAAAACUAGAACAAAUUGAGGAUUGGUACUGCAUCUAUAGAGACGACAUACUAGCGAACAAGGUAUUACACAACUUGCCUAGAAUGAAAGAAGCCUUCGAGGAGAUUUUAAAAGAUAUAGAGACCAAUAUCUUCAGAGCAAAUGAUUAUUAUGACUUAUGGGCAUUCGAUGAAUUUCACGAACAGGAACAGGAGGAACAAGGACAAAUGAGAGGAUCCACUAUUGAGGGAGUGCCUUUAAUCCCGUGCCUGGCACGUGGUCCAAUAGUUCAUUUACAUAGCCACCACCACAUUUGGGGUUCUGUCUUACCCUCCCACCGGAACACAGGAAACGCCCCCGAAGCCAACCUUCCCUUGGCUGCCGUUAUGGCUUCACCCUCCCAAGGCGAUCACCAGCAGCUUAUGGUGGAGCGUAAAUCACAUGUGAGAGUUUUGACACUAAAUAGGCCUAAGCAGUUGAAUGCCCUCUCUUUUUAUAUGGUUUCUCGGCUACUUAAAGUUUUUUCGGAGGAUGAGGAAAAUUCUGAUAUUAAAUUGGUUGUCGUGAAGGGAAAUGGAAGGUCUUUUUGUGCUGGUGGUGAUGUUGCAGCUGUUGCUCGUGAAGGAAGUAAAGGUGACUGGAGGUAUGGUGCAAAUUUUUUUCAUACUGAAUAUAAAUUGAAUUACUUGAUGGCAACAUAUAGUAAGCCCCAGGUUUCCAUUCUUAAUGGAAUUGUCAUGGGAGGUGGUGCUGGUGCUUCUGUACAUGGAAGAUUUCGUAUCGUUACAGAGAAUACGGUACUUUUUGGUUGA
Molecule: messenger RNA, 855 nt
Organism: Sphenostylis stenocarpa
Lineage: Eukaryota; Viridiplantae; Streptophyta; Magnoliopsida; Fabales; Fabaceae
Source: the annotation of a GenBank genome assembly